This is a messenger RNA of Caenorhabditis bovis, 1341 nucleotides long. The record is from the annotation of a GenBank genome assembly. Lineage: Eukaryota; Metazoa; Nematoda; Chromadorea; Rhabditida; Rhabditidae.
AUGCUCAGUCGUUUAUCAACUUUUCAUACACUUCGUUACUUGUCAACCGCUCCAGAAUCGCUAACGCAAGCUUUAAAUGGAUUAAAUAGUCGAACUGCUGGCGAUCAACUUCUUGAAUAUAGUAAACGGUUUGUGAAUGUUUACAAUCUGGAACAGGACAAAAGAAAAUCGAUAUUUGUAUCACUUGUUACUGAUUAUGGAAUCAACAAAGACGCUUUGAAACAUGCGAUUUCAUUGUAUUCCAAGAAUGACACACUGUAUCCCGAAGUGCGAACAGCAGCAACAGCGACAUAUUUAAAACUAAUCAAAGCAAUUGGGAAUCUUCCAAAUGGAGUCAAACAAGUGUGCAAUAUGCGUGCCCAAAUCCUGGCACUUAUCAAAAAGGAGACGGACAAGAGCGAUUUGGCAGUAUUGAGAGAUCUAGAGGCUGCGUGCCGAGAGAUUCUAACAAAUUGGUUCUGCUUGGGAAAUUUGAAAUUAGAAAGACUAACGUGGUCUUCGCCAGGCGACAUUCUACACAAAGUUGCUGAAUAUGAAGCAGUACAUCCUGUUCGAGGUCUUACUGAUUUUCGAAAACGUCUUGGGCCACUCAGGAGAUGCUUUUAUUUUUCGCACGAAGCUCUUCCACGUGAUCCGCUUGUCAUGGUGCAUGUCGCAUUACUCGACAAGAUCGCGGACAAUGUGCAGAGCAUUGUGGAUAGCGGCGAACCUGUCGGAAAUGAGAACGAUAUGAACACCGCCAUUUAUUAUUCGAUUACAUCGACGCAAGCAGGUUUGUCCGGAAUUGAUUUGGGCAACAUGCUUAUCAAACAAGUUGCCACUGCCCUUCAAAAAGAUGUUCCAUCAAUCAAGAUUCACUCGACACUUUCUCCAAUACCGGGAUUCCGCCCGUGGUUGAUAAGAAAUCUCAAAGGAAAUGCCGAAUAUGAUUCGAUUGUCGAUGAUAAAGUGAUUAACUGGGUGUCAAAAGUUCAUGGAAGUCCUGUUGAUAAGGGAAAAGCAACCGAACUUUUGCUUCAGCUUGUUUCAAAUGAAAAAACAAAAAAGGAAAAGUUGAAUAUGAUUCGGGAUAUUCUCAUGUACGCCUGUGCUCAUUAUUUAUGUCGGGCUAAGAGAAAUGGAUUCGCACUGAAUUCAGUUGCAAAUUUCCAUAUUCGAAAUGGCGCUGAGUUGUACAGAUUAAAUUGGCACGGAGAUACCAGUCAUCGCGGAAUAAACAAUAGUUUUGGAAUUAUGGUUAAUUAUAGAUAUGAUCUUGAACGGGUUCCAGAGAACUGUGCCGCUUAUACACAGAACAAAACGAUGGCUAUCCAUCAAAAUGUUCUAUCGAUUCUAGAUUGA